AUGUUUUCUUACUUUAUAUCAUUAAUUGAUAUUUCAAUAUUUCAAUCGGAGCGACAAUUAUUUUUUGAAACUCAAUAUAUAGACCCCUUAAAAGAUCCCACAUUAAAUUAUCGUAAUAAUAAUACUAGAGUUAAUGGAGUUAUAAUUGUAUUAGUUAGGAAUGCAGAAUUACAUGCUCUCCGAGAAACCAUGGUGCAUUUUGAAGAUCGUUGGAAUAAAAAGUAUCAUUAUCCUUACGUAUUUUUAAAUGACGAAGAUUUCACUGCUGAAUUUAAAAAAUUAGUUUCAAUUAUUACGGAUUCCGAAACAUUUUAUGGAAAAAUACCAAAACGUAUGUGGAGUUAUCCACAUUGGAUAAAUCAAACAAAAGCUGCGGAAUCCCGUAAAGAUAUGGAAUCCAAGAAUGUAAUUUAUGGUGGUAGUGAAUCAUAUCGUCAUAUGUGUCGCUUUAAUUCCGGAUUUUUCUUUCGCCAUGAAUUAAUAGAAAAAUAUGAUUUUUAUUGGAGAUUGGAACCAGGAGUAGAAUUUCUUUGUGAUAUUGAUUACGAUCCAUUUCGAUUUAUUAAAAAUAAUAAUAUAACUUAUGGAUUUACUAUUUCUCUUUUGGAAUUACCUGAAACUAUUCCAACUUUAUGGGAGACUGUAAUGGAAUUCUCUAAAAAAUAUCCUCAAUAUAUUAACAAACAUAGUGUAUCUAAAUUUAUUUCUUCAUCAGGAGCAACGUAUAAUGGAUGUCAUUUUUGGAGUAAUUUUGAAAUUGGAAAUUUAAAUUUUUGGAGAAGUGAAAGAUAUUUAAAAUUCUUUAAUUAUUUAGAUCAAGCUGGUGGAUUCUUUUAUGAAAGAUGGGGAGAUGCACCAGUGCAUUCUAUAGCAUUAGCAUUAUUCCUAGAAAAAUCACAAAUACAUUUCUUUAACGACAUUGGAUAUAAACAUUCCCCCUUUCAACAUUGUCCUAUAGAGAAGAAGUUUCAUGAAAGUGGUAAAUGUUUUUGUGAUCCUACCGAAAAUUUUGGUAAGUUAUAUUUUCUUUAUUUUCUUGAUAUGUACGAUGUGCAAAUCUACGAUGUGUAG
This is a messenger RNA of Diversispora eburnea, 1071 nucleotides long. The record is from the annotation of a GenBank genome assembly. Lineage: Eukaryota; Fungi; Glomeromycota; Glomeromycetes; Diversisporales; Diversisporaceae.